UUUGCAGAGCUUUAACGGGUCACGAUGAGCUCAUCAUCGUUGUCGUCAACAUCAACUCGAGUCACGUACGCCGUCGGCGAUUUUGUCUAUUUCGACGACACGUCGGCCACCGACGCUCCAUAUCAGAUCCGCAAAAUCGAGGAGCUUGUCAAGACAGAAAAGGGCGGCGUGGAUGCGCGAUGCGUCGUCUACCUCCGACGACGUGACAUUCCACAACAUUUGCUGAAAAUUGCCGAUCAAGCGCAGAGGCGAUUCGAUAAUUAUUACGAAGUGGAUAAGAAGAAGCCCGAGAAUUUUACCACAAAAGGAUUUAUCGUUGUCAAUGGAGCUUCUGAAGCUGCUCCAGAAGCUGCUCCAGAAGCCACCGAAGCUUCUGCGGAGACGUCUGAAACAAAAGUGAAGGAAGAUACUGAUGACGUGGCAGAGAAAAUGGAAGAGGACGAAGAAUGCCCGGCCCCGGUUGGGCAGGGAAGAACCAGCUCGACUGAGGAGCCAUCGGCGUCGGAUGCUCCAGCAGCGACCGCAAAGGACAAAAAAGAAGAAAAAGAAGCCAAGGAAAACGCGAAAAACCUCAAGGAGACUGCCGAAGCAGAAGCCACGAAGCUCAUUGACUGGGGUGAUGGAGGCCUUCCGCUCGGAGUCGACAAGCUCACCCCGGAUCAGAGGCUGAAGCUCCGACAGCAUGAGAUCUUUAUGACGAGGCAAUCGGAGAUCCUUCCAGCAGCGGCGAUUCGUGGAAAGUGUCGAGUCGUUCUUCUGGGAGAUGGUGAAGAGGCUCAGAACUACCUGCCUCUGGAUGAUACCUUCUAUCAUUCCCUUGUCUAUGACCCGAAUGCGCAGACUUUGCUGGCUGAUAAGGGUGCUAUUAGGGUUGGCGAGAAGUAUCAGGCGGUGGUGGAUGAGUGGAUGGAGCCCGCCGAUCGGGAGGCGAAGGAGGCGAAGGUGCUGGCCGAGAAGGUUAAGAAGGAGGAAGAGGAGGCAAAGUUGAAGGCUGAAGCCGAGGAGGACACUGAGAAUGAUGGGUUGACGAUCGCCGAGGAUGAGGAGAUGCCGGAGCUGAAGAAUGAGGAAAAGGAAGAGACCAAGGUGGAAGAGGAAGCUACCACCACCGAUUCCGAAGGUGAAGUAGGUGAAGUCCUCGUCUGGCACCCGCACCACGCUCUCACCGACCGUGACAUUGAUCAGUACAUGAUUGUGGCCCGAUCAGUCGGCCUAUUCGCCCGAGCCAUCGAUGGAGCUUCCGCGCCGAAGCUUCCGACUCUUCAGCUAGCCGCCGCCUUCGCCUCCCGUGACGUCACCAUCUUCCACGCCCACGCGAUCCUUCAUCAGGCCAACUAUGAUGUCGGGCAGGCUGUCAAGUACCUGGUCCCAGUGGCCUCUCGAGACACGUACCCGUGCCAGGUCGAUGAUUCAAGCGGCCUGCAGACUAAGACCCUUGGCGGACCGAUUUUGUGUCGGGAUCAGCUGGAAGAGUGGUCGACGCCCGAGAUGAAUCUGUUCGAGGAUGCGCUGGAUAAGGUGGGCAAGGAUUUCAAUGAGAUCCGCGCCGAGUACCUUCCGUGGAAGUCGAUUCGGGACAUUGUCGAGUACUAUUACCUUAUGAAGGCCUCCAAUCGAUACACAGAUCGCAAGAAGAACAAGCCAUCGGCGGGUGGUGGAAGCUCGACGACGACGGACGAGAAGUUCACCAACAUCUACAUUCCGCCGUUCAACAAGCCGAUCGCCGCCUCGAUUCUUCCGUACAACACUAGCCAGACGACGCUGAUGAACAACGACAAUCCGUGUGAGAAUUGCGGGACGCUGGACGCUCUCAACUGGUAUCAGUGGGGAGGUGUCGGCGAUAAGAAGGUUCUGUGCUCGACGUGUUGGAUUCAGUGGAAGAAGUUCGCCGGGCUCAAUCAGAAGCACGAGCUCGAGCGGUUCGACAAGACGCGGCCGCCACCGGUGGAGCCGGUAGCGCCGACGCCAGCGGCCUCAAAUGGAACUCCAGCUUCUCAGAAGGCGGCUGCCACGGCGGCGGUGAACACGUUGACUCCACAACAACAGCAGCAGCAGCGCGCUGCCGCCGCCAACAUGCUCAUGACGCUGAACAGUGGUGAUAAGCAGAAUUUGUUGAAUGUGGCAAAGGAGGCGCUGGCACGUGGCCAAAUCACCCAGGAGCAAUUUCUACAGCUACAGAAGAAUUUCGCUCAGAAAAUCCAGGCACAAAUUCAACAACAGAUUCAGCAGCAGCAACAGCGGCAGGCGCAAACGACGCCGCAAGUGGUCGCAACGCCCAGGAAAAAGACGACUCCAGCCACAAAACCGGCCAUCGUCUUUUACACGACAAUCUGCCGACGAGCGGUUCGCCGGAUUUUGCCGAAAAGCGCGUUCAACCUGAGAAAAUUGUCCCGUCGGCCGAACCUCGCCAUCGAUGAUGAGAAGAUCCUCAGAGCUAUGAUUAUGCUCGACAAGAAGCACCUUCUGCAGUCGGCGCAGGCAGCCGCAGGCGAUAAGAGAAGCCUGAUUGUCGAGUCGGAAUUCCAUAAGGGAAUCACACAUUUACAACACGCUCUGACUCAAGCUGCAACCGGCAAGCGAAGCGCCCCGCAGGCCGUGGCAUCAGGCGAGCCGUCCGCCAAAAUGGCAAAGGUAUGAGCGAGCGAGUUUGUGAGGAUGCUGUUUUUUUUUCGAUUUUUGCAAAACAUUUAAUUUUUGAUCUACACGAACUAUUUUUAAUUCCUGAAUCGAAUCUAUCUGGCUGUCACUUUUUUUCUUUUUUUGAUCCGAACGGGCUUCUGGCCUCCCUCGCUGGCGUGUUUUUCGCUCAGCCAGAAGCGCGUGAAAUCACGUGGUGCCAGGCUGUCCUAUUACGGUUUGAUCUACAAAAAAUGCGGGAAUUUUUAGCCUAAAAAGAGAUGACGUCAGCACGUUCUUAACCAUGUGAAAUCAGUUGAGAACUCUGCCGCAUUUUUUGUAGAUCAACGUAGAUCAAGCCUAAAUCAGACACCCUGAAACACACACCACGAGUGAAAAAUGAACAAUGUGUGCGAUUUUCCGAAUCCUAACCGCCCGGUAUGCUUCGACUAACUAACUUCUAACUGCUUGUACUGGCUUCUUCUUCGUGAUCUUCUUUCCUCCUGCUCGGUGUUGUGCUCGGUUUUCCUGUUCUUUCUCUGUCUUUCGGUCAUGUCUCAGUGUCUCUCUACUUGGUUUUUCGUCGUUUUCCAGCAGCAGCAGCAGCAGCUACCAACAGCUUUCGCUGCAAGUGGAUCCUCCUCGUGGACACCGAUCGUCGCACCGUCGCUAGAAGACGUUGGAAAUUCGCUUCUCGCAGUCAAUCAUGCUAUGAAGUGUGGUGGCGAUGGUGGUGGUUGUGUCUCAAACAACGACGCUCCGAUUCUCCGGCAAUAUCUCACGAACCAUCAGGGUCCCGCCACGCGAAUCGACAGCGUUCGGGAGCUGAUGAGAACGCGAACCGACUCGAGAUGGUUUGUGGUGAAGGAUGAGGAUGUGAAGAUGCGGGCCGGGCCCCGAAUGAAAACUAAACGACGGAACCUACUCACUCGUCACGAAAGCCGCCGAAUCGCCCGUCAUCCUUGCGAAUUCCAUCAAUUUCUUGAACCAUUCUGUCCCAUAAUAUACCCAUUCUUUACGGGGCCCCUACAGCAGUCCCGCACCACUGAAUCAUGAUCUUCUUCACUAAUGUAUUCUUUCUUUUAUUUCUUCGUUUUUCAAAAAAAAAAAAAAAGUCUCCCGAAUAUUUUUAUUGAUUUAUUGUUUAAAAAUCUCUGUUCUCCCAUAUUUUUAUCUUCUUUUUAUUUAUUUUUUUUCUUUCCUUCGACAAAAAUCGAACAUAAUCUCUUAUCCCUCCAUCUGAAUAUUUUUUACUCAUUCGUUUUGAAAUUGUAUUGUUUCGUUUUUAUCGGCAAAAAUUUGAAUAAAAACACAUUUCGGUCUCAAUAAAUCAAAUUCACAGCUUU
This is a messenger RNA of Caenorhabditis elegans, 3962 nucleotides long. It is a transcript of the gene lin-40, whose product is annotated as DIOX_N domain-containing protein. Gene Ontology annotation, cellular component: nucleus. Lineage: Eukaryota; Metazoa; Nematoda; Chromadorea; Rhabditida; Rhabditidae. The record is from RefSeq and is marked reviewed. Gene Ontology annotation, biological process: regulation of DNA-templated transcription; positive regulation of DNA-templated transcription; DNA-templated transcription. Gene Ontology annotation, molecular function: sequence-specific DNA binding; chromatin binding. Bases 25 to 2637 code for a protein of 870 amino acids. The transcript is spliced from 7 exons.